Trypanosoma rangeli is the source of this 1245-nucleotide messenger RNA. RefSeq names its product isocitrate dehydrogenase. NCBI's taxonomy places the organism in Eukaryota, Euglenozoa, Kinetoplastea, Trypanosomatida, Trypanosomatidae. Gene Ontology annotation, molecular function: isocitrate dehydrogenase (NADP+) activity; NAD binding; magnesium ion binding. Gene Ontology annotation, biological process: isocitrate metabolic process. The transcript has a single exon. Bases 1 to 1245 code for a protein of 414 amino acids. Gene Ontology annotation, cellular component: mitochondrion. The record is from RefSeq and is a predicted model, not a curated record.
AUGUCGCAGAAAAUCAAGGUCACUGGAACCGUCGUGGAGCUUGACGGGGACGAGAUGACCCGCGUGAUUUGGAAGCUGAUUAAGGAGAAGCUCAUUCUCCCUUUUCUCGAUAUUCCCAUUGAAUAUUACGACCUUUCAUUGGAAAACCGAGACGAAACAGCUGACCAAAUCACCGUUGACGCCGCACACGCCAUUCAGAAGCACGGCGUUGGCAUCAAGUGCGCCACGAUCACCCCCGAUGAGGCUCGCGUGGAGGAGUUUAAACUUAAACAAAUGUGGAAAAGUCCAAAUGGCACAAUUCGAAAUAUUUUGGGCGGCACGGUUUUUCGUGAGCCUAUUAUGUGUAAGAACAUUCCGCGCCUGGUGACAACCUGGAAGUACCCCAUUGUUAUUGGGCGUCACGCGUUUGGCGACCAGUACAGGGCGACCGACGUGGUUUUGGACAGGCCAGGAACCUUUGAAAUGCGUUUUGUUCCCGCAGACGGUGGUGAACCGCAGGUGCACAAGGUGUACGACUUCAAGUCGGGCGGUGUUAUGAUGGGAAUGUACAACACGGAUGAAAGCAUUAAGGCUUUUGCAAAGAGCUGCUUUGAGUACGCCCUUUCCAAGCGGUGGCCCCUCUACUUGUCCACGAAGAACACAAUUUUAAAGCGUUACGACGGCCGUUUUAAGGACAUUUUUGCGGAAAUGUACGCAACGGCAUACGUGCAUAAGUUUAAAGAGGCCGGGAUUUGGUACGAGCACCGUCUCAUUGACGAUAUGGUUGCGUAUGCCAUGAAGAGUGAGGGUGGGUAUGUGUGGGCCUGUAAAAACUACGAUGGUGACGUUCAAUCUGACUCCAUUGCCCAAGGAUUUGGCUCGCUUGGCCUCAUGACCUCAGUUCUCAUGUCUCCGGACGGUCGAGUUGUGGAAGCUGAGGCGGCCCAUGGGACCGUGACUCGCCACUACCGGCAGUACCAGCGGAAUGAGGAAACGAGUACAAAUCCGGUGGCGUCUAUCUUUGCCUGGACGCGAGGCCUCAUUCACCGCGGCAAGCUGGAUAAUAACGGAAAGCUCGUCAAUUUUGCAACGCUGCUGGAGAAGGUGGUUGUUUCCACUAUUGAGGCCGGUUUCAUGACGAAGGAUCUUGCGAUUUGCAUAAAGGGGAUGCAACACGUCACUCGCAGUGACUACUUGAACACCCACGAGUUCAUCCUGAAGCUUUCCGAAGAAAUUGGGCGCGCGUAUGAGGUCAGCAAGAUCUGA